This is a messenger RNA of Cyanistes caeruleus (blue tit), 560 nucleotides long. The record is from RefSeq and is a predicted model, not a curated record. NCBI's taxonomy places the organism in Eukaryota, Metazoa, Chordata, Aves, Passeriformes, Paridae.
CCCGCUCCCUGAUUCCCGUUUUCCCGCCCAGGAUGGUGCAGCAGUUCGGGGUGGAUUUCGAGAAGCGGAUCGAGGGAUCCGGGGAUCAGGUGGACACCCUGGAGCUCUCCGGGGGCGCUCGGAUCAAUCGCAUUUUCCACGAGAGAUUUCCCUUCGAGCUCGUCAAGAUGGAAUUUGACGAGAAGGAUUUGCGGCGGGAGAUCAGCUACGCCAUCAAGAACAUCCACGGGGUGAGGACGGGGCUGUUCACGCCGGACCUGGCGUUCGAGGCCAUCGUCAAGAAGCAGCUGGUGAAGCUGAAGGAGCCGUGCCUGAAAUGCGUGGAUUUGGUGAUCCAGGAGCUGAUCAACACCGUGCGGCAGUGCACCAGUAAGGUACUGCUCAGACUGGGGUCAAACUGGGGUCAAACUGGAGUCAAACUGGGGUCAGACUGGUCAGCCCGGUGCACCAGUAAGGUACUGCUCAGACCGGGGUCAAACUGGGGUCAGACCGGGGUCAAACUGGGGUCAGACUGGGAGGGACUGGUGAGCCCAGUGCACCAGUAAGGUACUGCUCAGACC